AGUGUCAAGCUGGGGGGGGGGGGGGGAAGAGAGAGACUAGAAAGGAAGAGUACCUCUGGCAUCUAGCAUACUGCCAGCCAGCAAGUAGCUAACAUGGCUGCGCGAGUAUUUAGAAUACGUGGCUAGCUAGCUAAACCAGUCAAACUAAUAAGAACAGAACACAAGUAAGGAAGCUAACUUCGCUAUAUGGAACAAUGCAUAGCUAGCAGCAACGGGAAGUGGUGCGUUCACGCUAAUGUGUGUCGUGUGUUCACAAGCUAAACAUGGACCUUGGAUCAAUGCUGUACAACAAUUUGAAAGAUGUAUCAUGGAGCACAACGUCCUUACCCCUAGAUCGACUUGUCAGUGUUUAUAGAUUACCGCAAAUUGUCAAGUUGGAUAGUGGUGAGUUAGUGGACGGCUUACGAGACAAUGACUACCUCUUGAUUCAUUCCUGUCGGCAAUGGACUACUAUCACUGCACACAGCCUGGAGGAGGGACACUACGUAAUUGGGCCCAAAAUAGAGAUCCCGGUACAUUAUGAAGGUCAGUUUAAGCUCCUGGAGCAGGACAGAGAUGUCAAGGAGCCGGUGCAGUACUUCAACAGCGUGGAGGAGGUGGCCAAGGCAUUUCCCGAAAGGGUUUAUGUCAUGGAGGAAAUUACGUUUAAUGUGAAGAUGGCCUCGGGCGAAUGCAACGAGGACACCGAGGUGUACAACAUUACCCUGACCACCGGCGACGAGCUCACCCUCAUGGGCCAGGCUGAGAUCCUCUAUGCCAAGACGUCCAAGGAGAAGUCACGCUUCAACACCAUCUUCAAGAGGAUCGGCAAGCUCAACUCCAUCAGCAAGAUGGCGAGCCGCGGCAAGAUGCCCUGCCUCAUCUGCAUGAACCACCGGACCAACGAGAGCAUCAGCCUGCCCUUCCAGUGCAAGGGCCGCUUCAGCACCUGCAGCCCGCUGGAGCUCCAGAUGCAGGAGGGCGAGCACACCAUCCGCGACAUCGUGGAGAAGACCCGGCUGCCGGUCAACGUCACCGUGCCCGGCAGCCCGCCGCGCAACCCGCACGACCUGCACUUGAUCCGCGAAGGCCACCGCUACAAGUUCGUCAACGUCCAGACGAAGACGGUGGUGGUGGGCUGUGUGCUGCGCUGCGACAAGAUCGUCCCCGUCCACUUCCCGCUGCACAUGGCCUCCAUGCCCAGGUUCAUCAUCCCCGAGGGGCUGCUGCAGAGUGAGCUCUGGCUGGACACCAUGGUGCACCGCUGGUUCACCUUCUGCCAGGAGCAGUUUGACAUUGACGACUACUCCCGGGCCGUGCGCGAUGUCAGGACUGACUGGAAUGACGGCGACAGCAAAAGCCCCAAGAAAAGUGGCGGUGGCGGCGGCAGUAAUGGCUGUCCCUCCCACAUGCACGUGCCCAGCUCUCUGACGUACGCCCGCGACGAGCUCACCCAGUCAUUCCACCGGCUCUCGGUGUGCGUGUACGGCAACAACCUGCACAGCAACAGCGAGGUCAACCUGCAGGGCUGCAUGACUCUGUGCGGAGACUGGGCCCUCCUGCCACCCGAGGGCGCUCCGGCCGACACGGCGGACACCGAUUACCUCUUCCCCGAGCUGCUGGAGAACAUGAGCCCGUCCGGCCUCCUGAAGUCUGACGUGCCCUAUGAGGAGCUGUGGCUGGACCACUUGAGAACCAGUCGCGCAGGGGGACACAGCGUCGGCGGCGAGGACCCGAGAGGUCACAGCAGUACCGUCAGCACCUCCAUGGCGGUCCUGUCAUACCCUGUCUCCUCCAGCCAUGUGGGCCCAGUAAUUAGCUCUGAAAUCUCCAUACCUCCGCCCCCAGUCCCUCCCAAGUCUGAAGCUGUGAAGGAAGAAUGCCGUCUAUUGAAUGCACCUCCUAUUCCCCCCCGAAGUUCCAAACAGAUGAUGCCCCCCUCUGUGAUAUCCACCACAACGGCAGGUGUAGCUAAGGCGCGGCAGACCGAAACACGCUCUCCAAGCCCUACCCUCUCCUAUUACUCCUCAGGACUGCACAGCAUCAGCGGAGGUGGAGGAGGAGAGAAUGAAGCAACGGAGGAGCAGAACCAUGUGUGCUACCCCUGCAAUUGGGUCGAGGCCGACGAGGAGAGCCCGACCACGUCCCACGUGAGCCCAUCGUUCCAAGGCGUGCCCUCCGGCCCUUCUAGACUGUCUUGGCCGAACGACUUCAGCGGAGGGGAUUCUCAGGGCACGGAGGAGUUCCAGCCCGUCCACUGUCGAAGUUACUACAGCUAUCCCCGGAAAAGACAGACGGGCACGCCCAAGUCGCCCUGCACCUCAAGCCUUUGUGACUUUGGCGGAAAAGAGCAGGCGACGGAGGGCGAGGGCGCCAUCCACUUCAAAUCCCACAAAGCCUCGUACACUAAUCAGUUUUGCACCAAGUCGUCGAGCUACACUAUGGAAAUGUACAGAGACAAUACUAUGGAAGAGUGUAACACUAAACAAAGCCUGUCAUGCCCCAUCUUGCCACCUAGGACACCCAAAUCAAACGAGCUAAGUCAGUGUUCAGGUACAGACGCGUCGGCAGUUGAAAGCGCUGAGCGGGAUGCUAAGUACCCGGUCGGUCAACAACACGAUCAGGUCACGAUGACGGACAUAUUCUCCAUCUCCUAUCCCCCGCUCCCCCCACCGACAGCGUCCGCCCCUCCCGCCCCCGGGGGAUCGUGGCGUCCGCCCGCCAACCUCUCGGGCCUCUCCAUCGAAGAGGUGUCGAAAUCGUUGCAGUUCAUCGGCCUUUCGGGGGACAUUGUGUCUUUGUUUGUCAAAGAGAAAAUUGACGGGAAUCUACUCCUGCAGCUCACGGAGGAGAUUCUGUCAGAGGACUUCAAGUUGAGCAAACUGCAAGUGAAGAAACUCAUGCAGUUUAUCCAUGGUUGGAGGCCUAAAAUAUAGCCUAACCCUUUAAUAAGAACACUGACCUAAGCAAAAAAAAGAACAUGCAAUGUGCUACAGUGGAUGUAACCUUUUGCCUUCUGCUUUAAGCGGUUUUGUAAUACAAUGCUAUGCACAUUGAGUUUUCCUGGGGGUUCCUGCAUCCAGCAUGACUCUUUUCUUAGAUAUUCUCACACUCUGCACAUUGUACUUCUUAAGAAACAUAACACUACAAUUGGUCUUGGUAUAUACAUCGAUCAGCCAUAACAUUAUGACCACCAGCCUAAUUUUGUGUAGGUCCCCCUUUUGCAGCCAAAACAGCCCU
Molecule: messenger RNA, 3219 nt
Organism: Esox lucius (northern pike)
Lineage: Eukaryota; Metazoa; Chordata; Actinopteri; Esociformes; Esocidae
Gene: garem1
Product: GRB2 associated, regulator of MAPK1
Exons: 6
Coding region: 264-2915 (883 amino acids)
Biological process (GO): epidermal growth factor receptor signaling pathway; cellular response to epidermal growth factor stimulus
Molecular function (GO): proline-rich region binding
Source: RefSeq, a predicted model, not a curated record